GGAGGAGGAGGAGGAGGAGGCGAGCGGGAGGCCGCCGCAGCUGCAGACCCGGGGACAGUGGAGGAGGCGGAGCGGGAGCCGCAGUCGCUGCCCCGGCCGCCGCUGCCGCCCGCAGCCGCGGGGCUGCUGCUGCGAGUCCCCUCCAGGCUUGAGGGCAGUGGGGCGCCCCGGCCAUGCUCCGCGGCGGCAGCUGAACGGGGCGCCGGCCCCCACCCUCCCGGCCGCCCCAGCAGCCCCAGCCGCCGCGCCCCCUGCACUGCCGGGGGCCGGAGCGCCCCGGGUCUCCCGCGCGCCCCAGAGCGCGAGCGCGAGCGGCGCCGGCCGCCGGAGCGCGGGGCACCAGGAGACGGGGAAGAUGGACCCGACGCCCUCGCUGGGCUGCAGCCUCAAGGAUGUGAAGUGGAGCUCGGUGGCCGUCCCGCUCGACCUGCUGGUCAGCACUUACCGGCUGCCCCAGAUCGCACGGCUGGACAGCGGAGAAUGCAUAGAAGGGUUACGGGAGAAUGACUACCUUCUGAUUCACUCAUGCCGUCAGUGGACCACCAUCACUGCCCAUAGCUUGGAGGAGGGGCACUAUGUCAUUGGGCCAAAGAUAGAGAUUCCGGUUCAUUAUGCAGGGCAAUUUAAGCUUCUGGAACAAGACCGAGAUAUAAAGGAGCCAGUGCAAUAUUUCAACAGCGUGGAGGAGGUGGCGAAAGCAUUUCCUGAGCGUGUGUACGUCAUGGAGGAAAUAACAUUCAACGUGAAGGUUGCUUCCGGUGAGUGCAACGAAGACACUGAAGUCUACAACAUCACCCUCUGUACUGGGGAUGAACUGACUCUAAUGGGACAGGCAGAGAUCCUUUAUGCAAAGACUUUCAAGGAAAAGUCGCGGCUCAACACAAUCUUCAAAAAGAUCGGGAAACUCAAUUCCAUCAGCAAACUCGGAAAAGGCAAAAUGCCCUGCCUCAUUUGCAUGAAUCACCGGACCAAUGAGAGCAUCAGCCUCCCAUUCCAGUGCAAGGGCAGAUUCAGUACCCGAAGUCCCCUGGAACUUCAAAUGCAAGAGGGUGAACACACCAUCCGCAACAUCGUGGAGAAAACCAGGCUCCCUGUGAACGUCACCGUGCCCAGCCCUCCACCCCGGAACCCCUAUGAUCUCCACUUCAUCCGGGAGGGGCACCGCUACAAGUUUGUGAACAUCCAGACCAAGACCGUGGUGGUUUGCUGCGUGCUGCGGAACAACAAGAUCCUCCCCAUGCACUUCCCUCUGCACUUGACUGUCCCCAAGUUUAGCCUCCCAGAGCACCUGGUGAAGGGGGAGGCGUGGCCAGAAACCCUGGUCCAUUAUUGGCUGGGGAUUUGUCAAGAGCAGUUUGACAUUGAUGAGUAUUCACGGGCUGUCCGUGAUGUGAAAACUGACUGGAAUGAGGACUGCAAGAGUCCCAAGAAGGGCCGCUGCUCUGGCCACAAUCAUGUGCCCAAUUCCCUCAGCUAUGCCCGUGAUGAACUCACCCAGUCCUUCCACAGGCUCUCAGUCUGUGUGUAUGGUAACAAUCUCCAUGGCAACAGUGAGGUGAACCUUCAUGGCUGCAGGGACCUGGGGGGAGAGUGGGCCCCCUUUCCUCAUGACAUCUUGUCCUAUCAGGACACCAGUGAUAGUGGGAGCGACUAUCUUUUCCCAGAAAGUAAUGAAGAUUCAGUGGGCAUUCCUGGGAAGUCAGAGCUCCCUUAUGAAGAGUUGUGGCUGGAAGAAGGCAAGCCCAGCCAUCAGCCUCUCCCUCGCUCCCUGAGUGAGAAGAGCAGAUGUGAUCAGUUCAGAGGAUCUGUCCGAUCCAAAUGUGCCACUUCUCCACUUCCUGUCCCCGGAACUCUGGGAGCAGCGAUGAAGUCUUCAGAGAUUGCCCUACCUCCACCUCCAGUGCCUCCCAAAUCUGAAGCCGUCAGGGAAGAAUGCCGGCUCCUGAACGCCCCACCUGUUCCACCCCGCAGUGCAAAGCCUUUGUCCACAAGUCCCUCCAUCCCUCCUCGCACAGCCAAGCCAGCACGCCAGCAGACUCGCUCUCCCAGCCCCACCUUGUCCUACUAUUCUUCAGGGCUGCACGACAUCAUCACUAAAAACGACUCAAGCCCUCCUGAAAGUGCUCCUGUUUCCUGCUACCCGUGUAACCAAGCGAAAACAGAUUCUGUGGACCUGAAGUCCCCAUUUGGAAGUCCUUCUACAGAAGUGCUCUCCUCCAGGCUCUCAUGGCCUAACCAUUAUUUGGGAGCCUCAGAGACCCAGACUAGGAGUGACUUCCUACUGGAGCCAAGCAGGAGUUACAGUUACCCGAGACAAAAGACUCCAGGCACACCAAAGAGAAACUGCCCAGCACCUUGUGAGCUUGAUAGCUGUGAGCCCCUGGCCAGUCCCACCAGCUCCGUCACUGCAGAGUUCACAAGCAAUGUCCCCGGUUGCCCCAAGUCAGCCAGCUAUUCUCUGGAAAGCACAGAUGAGAAGACUCUUGGAGCCGGCACAACCAAGCAAAGUAUUUCAUGCCCUGCCUUACCCCCUAGGGCCCCAAAACCAUUAGAAGAGAAAACAACCCCCGACACUUCUCCUUUGCCUCUGAAAAUCGAUGGUGCUGAGGAAGACCCUAAGUCUGGGUCCACAGACCUUUCCGAGGACCCGGAUUUUAUUAAAAAGGGUAUGCAGGAAAUCUUCUCUGUCUCCUACCCUUUCUCAUCACCACUGCACCUCCAGCUAGCCCCCAGGUCCUGCGGCGAUGGGUCCCCAUGGCAGCCCCCUGCUGACCUGUCAGGACUGUCUGUAGAAGAAGUGUCCAAAUCUUUGCGGUUUAUUGGUUUGUCAGAAGACGUCAUAUCAUUCUUCGUUACAGAAAAAAUUGAUGGGAAUUUGCUUGUUCAACUGACAGAGGAAAUCCUCUCUGAGGAUUUCAAAUUGAGCAAACUACAGGUGAAGAAAAUAAUGCAAUUCAUUAAUGGCUGGAGGCCCAAAAUAUAGCCGAAUCACCCCAGCUAGCGUUGAACAAACCUAAUAUGUGUGUGCUAGGAGGGUCAGCUGGGACACAAUUUCAUGAUGGUUUUUUUUUUUUUUUUUUUUUGCACUAAAAACUUUCUCUGUAAAUAGGGAUUAAAAAAAAAAACUCUUACUAUGCAGAUUACGCUUUUGAAAGGUGAACCGGCUAUUUUGUACAUCAAUAAAAGUGCUGUACAGAAACCCUUGGAGGUGUGCCUUGUACGUCACUCAAUACUCAACAGCUGCUAAAAGAGAGAAGGCAUGUUUAGAGAAGUCAUUCUUAACCCAAGUAGGUUUAUGUGAUAAAGUAUGAUAUUUAUUGCAAAAUAGCCAAAGCUGAAAGACUUAAAAAUCUUAAAAAUAAUAAUAAAAAAAAACUUUGGAACACUAAAACCCUCCUUUGGGAGGGAUCAACUUUAGACAAAUCUGUGCUCUGUCGUUUGGAUUGCUUAAUGCUAAUUGUUUUACUCUUGUGCCUGAAAAUGUUAGUGAUGUGAAAUGACACUUUAAUGUUAUAUGCCUAGUUGGGCUCUUCCAUCAAAAGGUAUUUUCCAAAAGUCGUAUGUUAUAGAAGAUAUGUAACAUCCUUAGAAAUAAUACAAGUCAAUCAUGACCACCACAAUUUAUCUGUAAUUGCUGCUAAUUUUACUAAGCAGAGACAAUAAAACAGACAUAUGCC
This is a messenger RNA of Erinaceus europaeus (western European hedgehog), 3677 nucleotides long. It is a transcript of the gene GAREM1, whose product is annotated as GRB2 associated regulator of MAPK1 subtype 1. The coding region runs from base 356 to 2983 and encodes 875 amino acids. The transcript is spliced from 6 exons. The record is from RefSeq and is a predicted model, not a curated record. NCBI's taxonomy places the organism in Eukaryota, Metazoa, Chordata, Mammalia, Eulipotyphla, Erinaceidae. Gene Ontology annotation, biological process: epidermal growth factor receptor signaling pathway; cellular response to epidermal growth factor stimulus. Gene Ontology annotation, molecular function: proline-rich region binding.